This is a messenger RNA of Panicum hallii, 4167 nucleotides long. RefSeq lists its product as uncharacterized. Bases 620 to 3883 code for a protein of 1087 amino acids. NCBI's taxonomy places the organism in Eukaryota, Viridiplantae, Streptophyta, Magnoliopsida, Poales, Poaceae. The record is from RefSeq and is a predicted model, not a curated record. The transcript is spliced from 8 exons.
GCGCCGCGGAUCUGAGGCGCCCACCCUGCUCCCCAUGUUUGACGCCUCCUGCGCGCCCGGUCCAUGCUCCGACGAUCCGCGGCGCUCGCCGUCGCGUCCGAGGGUGGCGCUUCCUGGGAGCGCUGCUUUAGUCUGUAGGUUUUGAUUUGACUUUGCUGCUCACCUGUGGGAGGAUUUUAUUAGAUUGGAUUGCUCCAGCUUCUCAGCUGGCAUGGACUCCAGGCGGUGCUGCUGGAUGUUGCAUGGGGGCUGGAGCAGACAAGCGCUUGACUGAAGAAUUUGAUUGGUUUGUCGCAUUCCAAUGGCCGGAUGUGUCGGAUUGAGUUAUUGAAGCUGUUUCCGACGCCGUUGCUGCCGAGCUAACUGUCCGGAGAAGUGGGAACGGCCUGAAUUUUGAAGAACGAUCUUGGGGCUGUCUGGAGAAGCUAACUGCUUUGCUGAUGGAGCCUAUUGGCUUAUCUCGCUGGCAGACAAACAGAAGUUUUGGAGUGCCCUGUCACCUCGUGCACGACAUGAGCUGCUCAGACUUGAUAAACAGACACUCAUCGAGCAUGCUCGCAAGAACUUGUACUGUUCAAGGUGCAAUGGGCUGCUUUUGGAAAGUUUUACACAAAUAGUCAUGUAUGGGAAGUCACUGCAUCAAGAAGGUUCGUGUGAGCCAAGGUUUCAGGAAGUUGAAGCAGAAGAAGUUCAGGACCCCUCAGUUCAUCCUUGGGGAGGCCUUUCAACAACAAAGGAUGGCAUCUUAACUCUUCUUGAUUGCUUCAUAAAUGCAAAAUCUCUUCAUGUGGUCCAAAAUGUAUUUGACAGUGCACGUGCAAGGGAACGUGAACGUGAAAUGCUUUACCCUGAUGCAUGUGGUGGCGGUGGCAGAGGAUGGAUUAGCCCAGUGAUACCUAACUAUGGCAGGGGGCAUGGAACACGAGACACAUGUGCUUUGCACACUGCGCGCCUUUCUUGUGAUACUCUGGUGGAUUUUUGGUCGGCACUGGGUGAAGAAACUAGAUCAUCUCUUUUAAGGAUGAAGGAAGAGGACUUCAUUGAAAGACUUAUGCAUAGGUUUGACAGCAAGAGAUUUUGCCGAGACUGCAGAAGGAAUGUUAUUCGCGAAUUCAAAGAGCUCAAGGAAUUAAAGCGCAUGCGAAAGGAACCUCGUUGCACUAGUUGGUUUUGUGUUGCAGAUACAGCAUUUAAGUGUGAGGUGUUUGAAGAUGCUGUUCUUGUUGACUGGCACCAAUCCUUUUUGGAGCAAGGUGAAAUUUACAGUCGUUUUGAGUUGGCUAUUGGAACAGAUGAAGGAAAAUCGGAUAUUCUAAACUUUGAAGAUGUGGGGAUGAAUGGGCAAGUCCACAGAAAAGGCCUUGAUCUUGAUCAGUUUGAAGAUUAUUUUAUUACACUGAAAGCAUGCAGACCGGAUGGGCGUUGUUCAGAAUUAUGUGUGAAGGCUCAUGCCUUGAAGGGUCAAUCAUGUGUUCACCGCAGACUGAUUGUGGGGGAUGGAUUUGUGACAAUUACCAAAGGUGAAAGUAUUAGAAGUUUCUUUGAGCAUGCUGAAGAAGCAGAGGAAGAGGAUGAAGAUGAUGCAAUGGAUAGAGACAGCAAUGACCCUGAUGGUGAUGUUGCUCAUCCACAGAAGCAUGCCAAGAGCCCUGAACUUGCAAGAGAAUUUCUCCUGGAUGCUGCUGCAGUGAUCUUCAAAGAACAGGUCGAGAAGGCUUUCAGAGAAGGCACGGCACGGCAGAAUGCACAUAGUGUUUUUGUGUCCCUUGCACUAAAACUGUUGGAAGAACGAGUUCAUGUUGCUUGCAAAGAAAUAAUUACUUUGGAAAAACAGACCAAACUUCUCGAGGAAGAGGAGAAAGAAAAGCGUGAGGAAGAAGAGCGCAGGGAGAGGAGGAGGACAAAAGAGAGGGAAAAGAAGAACAGAAGAAAAGAAAGGUUGAAAGGGAAGGACAGAGAUAGGGAAAAAAUAGUGGUUCAGUCAAAAGUUUCAGAUGAUACUUCACCAUCAUCUCUGAGCAACCGAGCAGCACCGAGUAACGAGGCACUAAAUAUUCUGGACUUGAGAUAUUCAGAUAGUGAAGAAGAAGAUAAUGCUGUGGCCAGGGAGCACUCCUCUCCUGAUUCCUCUGUUGAUCAGGCUUCAAGCAGGGACAGUGAUGAACGGAGCAAUGAGCAUGAAUGCAAUGCAACGAUAGGUUAUGAUGGCUCAUUCUCAUGUGAGGAGUCUAUAUCAUCAAGAAGAAACCUGAGAUAUAGAAGAGACUUCCCUCAAGAACAAGAUGCCAGUUAUUGGUAUGAAGAUUGCCAAGAUGACUCUGGAGAUAUUCCGCAGCAUUCUAGGGAGAGGAUAAGGAAUAACACUAGAGGCUACAACACUGUAUUUAGUGCAAAUAAUAGAACUAGGGAUAGAUACAAUCCCUGCAGUUGUGGCCAUCAGGAAGAGUACAGAUACUUUUCGAAUACAGCUAGACCAAGCAGAGAUAUGAAGAUGGCCAGGAAAACAGUUGAGAAGCCCAGGUUGCAGUACCGCAGGUGCUAUCCAUUGGAUAGCUUUAUAGUGCCUAAAGGAGGCCGUGUUGGUGGUGCACCAACCAAGAGUGCAGGGCCAAAGCAAGUAUGGGAGCCAAUGGAUGCAAGAAAGAAGGCCAGCUUGGGGAAUGAAAGUAAUACUACUGAGGUUGCGGAUGAUGCUGAUCGGUCAGAUCAAGUGGAAUGCUCAAAGGAUAUCAGUGAAUGUGAAAAGCUUGAGAAAGUGUGUGAACCACUUGCUGAGGUUUGUUCUGAGAGAUCUGAGGUAGUUUGCAAGUCAGGCACAGAUCAGCCAUGCAGAGGUGAGAAGAGUCAGUCUGCUUGUAAUGAUGGACCUCAUGUCAUGGAUAAGCCAGAUAGCUGCUUGACAAAGGACACUGGUAGGACAGCAAACUUAACCAGUUCGGACAGCUCCUCAUGUCUAAGUGAGGGAGACAGAGACAGCAGCAUGAGCAGCAUGACCUCGCUGAGUGCUCAGAAUGCAGAGUCUUCAUCAACAUCUGAUUCAGAAGAUUCUUCAGACAGGAACAAUAGCAGCCCAGGCGAUCCACCAGUGAAGAGUGCUUCUUCCCGUUCAUUGCUUGAGAUGUGUGCAGGAAAUGGUUUCAGGGAGUACCAACCUAAAGGCCUGCAUCCUCCUGAUGGCAACCAGUUUGGGUUCAGGGUUGGCCCUUUCCAGGACCAGAUGUUGCACCAUCAGAAGGCCCAUGCACCACCGUACUCGGCACCAUUCAUGGGGUUCCACGAUCACCCCCUGCCAGUUCCAACAAAUGGGUACUUGUCAUAUCCUCAGCCUGGUCACUUCUUCCCUGGCCCUGUGGCCCCUGUCGGAUAUGGAGUCCCCGGGAACCAAUGUGUGGACUUCCCAAUGCAGUACAGCAAUAACAUUUAUCCAUACUUGGGCCCUGAGUUUGGUUUUCUGCCUUCACCACCAGUUCACAAGACUCCUGUGAGCUUCCAUGCCGUGCCAGUGCCAGUGCCACCACCGACCCCGCAAUGUAGAAGUGGAGUGCCGGUGGUGAUGAAUCAAGAGAGGCAGGAGAGCCAUCCUCUCCUUCCUAAAUUAAACCAGGCAGUGCUGGUGGCCGAGAACGGCUGUGCAGAAGACAACGCCACCAAGCAGAAACAGAAAGAUGAUGACAGCAUGCCGUUCUCCUUGUUCCAGUUCAACCUGCUGAUCGCCCCUCCCGCACCGGCAGCGUCCAAAGAAGAGCAGGUUGGGGGAGCAUUGGCGCCGUCAAGACUGCCGCCGCCGAUAGCUCAGGCCCAGCCAUGCUCAAGGGAGGAGACGAACAUCAAGGAGUACAAACUCUUCUCCGGGUGUAAUGACGGAGUGAUGUUUCGGUUAUAGACAUGAGAAAGAAGUAAGCAGGUAUUCAAUACAGCGAUACAAUGGCCCGUGAUUUGUAUUCCCCGAAAAACAGAAUAAUGUAGCUCGAGGUUUUUACUGUGCUGCCCUCGAAUAUUCAUUUCCCUUUUUUUACCUUUGAAUUUCCUUUUUCCCCAAUUGUGUGUAUGGAAAACUGGAAAGAUAGCGAGUGGUAUAGAUUCUGCAGUUUUGACACAAAGGGUCGGUUAAUCUCUGGAUGAUGUUUUCUCUUGAUGGUGUAGCAGUCUAUAUAGUUUUUCUUUUCU